UAUCCCCUUGACGCGGCACAAAUCGUCACAGUAACAGCCGCACCGGAAAAACUGGCCGAGGUCCAUAUUGACCAACACAAAACCAUUCGGAUUAGCAAGGGAGAUCUUGAUGAUCUGCUGGAUGUAUAUAUGGGAAAAAUAGCUGAGAGUGCCGCCACAAUUAAGGAUAAGGAGCACGAAAUCAACCAACUGCAGUCCAAAGAUCAAACAGAUGAUGAACUGGUCAAGAAAUUCGAGAAUCUCACAGAGACUUGUAAUGCCCAAAACGUUUCCCUUACGACUGAGAUCAAGGAGAAGGACGACAAGAUCAAGGAGCUGGAGCAGAAAGUUAAGGUCUACGAGACCCGCCUGAAGAGAAAACAACAUCUGGUCACCGAUCUCAGGAAGCAAAAUACUUCCAAUGUCCUGUUGAUUGAUCAUCUCAAGGCAAAGGUUAUAUAUUUCCAAAGAAAAUUUCGUGAGAAAAGGGACGACCUGCUGGCAGAUUGGGAGGCGGCGACCACAACAUGUGUGCCAUAUGGUACCUCUCCUGGCAUUCACCUGAUUCAACUGCCAAAUUUUCUUCCCUUUUUGGUGGCCUGUGAGGGUCAAACCGCCGCCGGACCAGGCUGGAUAGCCAUUCAGCGGAGACAGGAUGGUACCGUGAACUUCUACCGUAACUGGGAUGCCUAUAGUAAGGGUUUUGGCAAGCUUAACGGGGAGUUCUUUAUGGGUCUGGAGAAAAUCCACCGCCUGACCACAUCUCAGCCCCACGAGUUGUACAUUAGCUUUAAGAGAUUCAGCGGCGAGACGAGCUAUGCCCACUACGAUGACUUCCUUAUCGGCAGUGCAGAGGAAGGCUACGAGUUGACGCUGCUGGGUCAUUAUCAGGGAAACGCCAGCGAUGCCUUGCGUACCCACGACAAAAUGAAGUUCUCGACCUUCGACCGGGACAACGAUGCCUUCACCCACAUGAACUGUGCGGUGCAUCAUCAGGGAGCUUGGUGGUAUGACUUCUGCUCAAGGAGCAAUUUAAAUGGCAAAUACUUCAAGGAGGAGGUGGACAAUGCCCAGGGUAUUUACUGGGAGCCCUGGUACAGCUUUCGUUCCCUCAAAUCCGUGCAAAUGCUCAUUCGACCCAAGAGCCAAAUGGACCUGAAAGACUGGGAGUCCAAGACCAAGCGAAGACCCAGGAAUCUGUGAUAAGAAACCUCUCCAUCGAAUAAUAUGUAUUCUCUGCCACAAAUUUAGUGCUUAAAUAUAUGUAUAUAUAAAUUUUUAUAAUUCUUACUUUGAGCCGACAAACUCAUUAAUAUCUGCUGUUUCGCCCUCCAUUGACUCGACGCCCCCUUUGGACAAAUGAUUGGCUCUCGAUUUUGUUUUCAACCUCGCUCUAGGGGUAAUUACUUCGUCACAGUUCACUGGAUUUCACUCCUAGACAUUUGUGUGUUUGCUUUUUGCAUUGGGUGGGUGCAAUUAAUUUUCAUUUUCUGCUUCGUAAUUUGUUCUGUUGCAACAAUUUAAUGGAAUCUAAUUGAGUGUGUGUUUGCGCACAAAUGAAAUAACUCUGGGAGACGCCGACUCAUUUAUCACUUGCACUUUCCUCAACUAAAUUGGAGUCAAUAAACAGAGCGACAGCGAGUUA
Molecule: messenger RNA, 1624 nt
Organism: Drosophila serrata
Lineage: Eukaryota; Metazoa; Arthropoda; Insecta; Diptera; Drosophilidae
Source: RefSeq, a predicted model, not a curated record